AUGUCGAGCAACGAAUCGGCGGCUUCUUCCUACUCGAGUGAAUCCAUGAGAAUGAUUUAUCGAAAUGGAGCAUUUGAUAUGUCAGCAGACGAGCCUUCCUCGCCACCCCCAGCAGCCACCACUGCUUCAUCUGCUGCUCCCCCAUCUCCAAACUCGAUCAUGCUAUCAUUUGGACCCAACACUACCGUUUCCGAUCUCAAAUACUUUGCCGAGAGGGGGUGCAUAGUGGCCCUUUUACAGGCUCUUACCACACCCCGACUGGUCACGCUGGGGACACGCAUGUUGGCAGAUUAUGCCAAAAUGUCACACCGACGAGUGGCUGUGGCCAGCAAUAGACGUAUUUUGGAGUUUGUACAACGGACCAUGCUGCAGGUAUCGGAACAUGCAGACUGGCUGGGAAGAGAGUACGCUGUCGAGACGAUUCGAAGUUUGACGGCCACCGAAGAAAGCGAUCGGUUUCUCAUGGGAACGUAUGGAUUGCUCACAACACUCGCCUUGGUGGCACGAGGAGGACCCUUUGUCACACACGUACAAGACAAUGGAGUUCGGUGUACGGUACCGCUGGCAUCGGAAAAGGCCAGACUGCAUGCAUGCAUUGCUAUCAUGAACUUGAGCUGCGGAAAGGCCAACAAGAUUGAAAUUGCCAAGGUACCAGAUGUUCUAGAAGCCAUGAGAGACGUCAUGGUCAACUCCACUGAUGAAGCAAGGCUGAAAGCAACCACAUGCAUCAAGAAUCUUAGUAAUGCCGACGCAAAUGAUUCGGCCCUGCUGGGGACACCAGGACUCGUCGAAGCCUUGGGACAUGUAGCCGCUGCAACAUGUUCGCCCGAAAAUGGUGCCACUCCUUGUACAACCAAUGCCUGCUUGGCACUCAUGAACUUGUCCAUUUCCAAGGCCAACAAGCACAGAGUCUUUCGAACCCCAGGCGUCAUGGAUGCUCUCAUGAAUGUCCUGGAGCGAACGACUGCACAAGGGUCCUCCACGGAAGCAAGGAUCAAGGCGUGUUCGGCACUCUCCAACUUGGCCAUUGGAUACGACAACAAGAUUCCCAUGUUCUCGUACCCUUGCUUCGUCGAUGCCAUUCUCAAUGUGAUCCAAACUGAUACAGGGGAAGCACGCACGAAGGCGUGCUCCAUCUUGUGGAGCUUUGCGGCGGAAAUGAAGAAUCAAGUGCCCGUUGUCCAGCGUGGAGACAUUCUUCCCGUCUUGGUGCAGGUUGCCGAAGAAGAUGGAACCACCGAGGCGAGGUUCAAAUGCGUUGCGGCCCUGACGUUGUUGGCAGAGUCGCUGGAGAAUGCCAUUCCAUUGCUUGAGUCCGGUGCUCUUGCGCCACUCAUGGAUAUUCUACAUGAAGCUGGACCUGACCCGAACACAAUGGAAAGGGCAGACUGCUUCGUGAGCCUCAAGGCGGCCAUGGCAGUCACCUUUGUUUGCAGAUACGAUGAAGGCGACGAAUGCUAUGACCUGUUGAGAAAAACAGAGAACGUCAUCCCCAAGAUCAUCAGCUUACUGCACAACACUUUGUCCGGACGAGGUGGCAACGGAUACAAGUACGGAGUGUUCACACUCAGGUCGUCGGUAGGAUGCAUCUCUGCCUUGGCGUCCGGUCCCGAUUUCAUGAAGGAAAGGAUUGCUACUGGUCCUGUCUAUGAGAGUUUGUUGAGAGUAGUUACGGACUUUUGUGUCAAUGGUGGCACUCCUGGCGCUAUUGUUGGCGGUGGACGCGACGAUGCAUUGAGUGCCACACUGGCUGUUCGGGCUCUUCAAUCUUUGACGGGACAUCUUAUCCCCAUUGCCGGUAGCAGCUCACUGCCAUUCGGUCAAUCCAUGGAAGAUCGGCUGUUGACAGCACUGAUUUCUUUUGAGGGCUGCCAACACGCCGAAGUGAAGGAUUGCACUCGUCACCUGGCAACGGACGCCAAGAUUCGUAUCCAAGGCGGGAGGAAAGCGUCCAUGGCCCCAUCUGGUGGCUGUGCAUCAAUCCGAGACGGGGAAGUGGACGUGGGCUUGAACGACGUCACUUCAAUAGCAAGUGGCUGCUGUGGGCUGGAGACUCUUCCUGGUAUUGGAGAAGACCUGCUCCAAGCGUUGACGUCACCUGCAAGAAACGAAGACGGCAAGCCUGCGAUUAUUGCUCAAGCUUCCAAGAGGGACGCCAAGGACUUAGGGGGAUCAAAGCUUGUUCGCACCUUCUUGCUUGCGGACUCUACCACUGGGCGAAGAUUCGUUGUACCAACAGAUCUCUCUCUUUUCC
Seminavis robusta is the source of this 2254-nucleotide messenger RNA. The record is from the annotation of a GenBank genome assembly. NCBI's taxonomy places the organism in Eukaryota, Bacillariophyta, Bacillariophyceae, Naviculales, Naviculaceae.